AGGGCGGCGAGUGUUGGGUAGAUCUGUCGUAGUGCUUAUUGUCGCUCUAGUGUUUCCAACUCAAGGAUUUGUGUGUGUGUGUGUGAUUCCAUUUAUGGUGGUUAUAGUGUGCUGGCACUGCCACCGCGCUGUAGACGUUUGUGAUUAUUUUCUGGAAUGGUGAGGUGAUUACCUGCCCCUGUCGUUGCCCCUUUGUUCUCGUUCAGACAGCUAGCCUCUCAUUAUUUCCUGGCGGUAAUGUUAACACAGCGCGAAGUGAAAGUAGGUAUUAUCGUGGAAGCGCAUCACAUCGCCAGAGUGAGGAAAGUGUUUUUAAUGCUGUGUUUGUCCAUCGGUCUUCUGAUGUCAUCUCGAUCUUAGAGGUCACUGAAAGGUCCGCCGAGACAAAUAUGCUCCGGACUUGAGAUACUCGCUAGGACCAGUCUAUGGAGGGGCGUUACACGCAGCUUGGGGGUUCGGCCCCACAGGAGAAAGCCUUCAUCGACAAGGUGUUUUAUCUAAAAGAUGAACAAGAGAGAGUGCAGAAAAAGACAUUUACCAAUUGGAUGAACACGUAUCUUUGUAAGAGAGUGCCCCCUAUCAAAGUGGAGAAUUUGUUUGAAGAGGUCAAAGAUGGAGUUGUACUGCUGUCACUUCUGGAAGUUUUAUCCGGAGAAAAGUUGCCUAUGGAAAAAGGUCCAAGACUACGCAGACCUCACCACCUGGCCAACAUUUCCACUGCUCUUAAUUUUCUGGAAAAGAAAAAGAUAAAACUGGUCAAUAUUAAUGCUAACACAAUAGCAGAUGGCAAGCCUUCCAUUGUGCUGGGUUUGGUCUGGACCAUUAUUCUAUAUUUCCAGAUUGAAGAAACCAUUAAUGCUGUGCCAGGUGACAACAGCAACAAAAAACAAACAUUACCCAAACAGAGUUUGUUGGACUGGGCAGAAAGUGUUUUAACUGAUAAAUAUGGAAUCCCAGUCAAAGAUUUUGGGAAAAGUUGGAUUAAUGGUGUGGCUUUCAAUGCCAUGAUUCAUAACAUCCGACCAGACCUUGUUGACAUGGAUCAGAUAAGAAGGCAACAGGCACGGAUAAACCUUGAGCAUGCAUUUUCAACAGCAGAAACUCAUUUGGGAAUUCCAAGACUGCUAGAUCCUGAAGAUGUGGAUGUACCCAAACCUGAUGAGAAAUCUAUUAUGACGUAUGUGGCUCAGUUCCUCAAAGCCUAUCCUAAUGCAGCAGGAAGUGGUGCCCCUAGCCUGGACAUAAACACAGUGGACAAAGAAUUACAAGCUUACAAUAACUUAAUAACCUGGUUAAAUCAAGAUGCAAAGAGUGUGUUAGCCAACACAUUAAAUGAGGUCACAGACAGAGAACAAGAGUUUUCGAAUUAUAUGAGCUUCAAGUCAGAGCAAGAUAAAAGAGAGCCACUGUACCUUAAGAUAGGAGAGAAAGUUCUUUCUGGUCAAGCUUUAAGGAUUGGUAAACCUGAGUGGGAAAAACUGGACAUUAGCUGGCAGGAAGUGGAUGAAGGGAUCAGGCAAUGGUUACUGAAGCUAGAUGCCAGUCUCCCUGGGGAGUUGGGUAAAUUAGGCCAGUGGCUGUAUGAAGCAGAAAAAUUGAUGAAUAAGAAAGAAGAGACCAAUGACAAUCUUGACAAAAUGGCAGAACUCUAUUUGGAUCUAGCACAGAAACACAGAACAUUCUUUAAAGAUCUUGACAAAUGGAAACAAUUUUUUGCUCAAGUGAAGCGAGCUGGUCAGUAUGAAGGAAUGCCACUCCAAGGAGAGCAAAUUGAACAUAUGGGAAAGAGAUUGGAUUGGGUGGCACUACAAUCAAUAGUGCGACAAAACAGAUUAGACUAUACACAUCGGAAGUACAAGUUGAUGGCACAGCUAAAAGAAUUAGAAGCUAAACUGGAACAGUGGACAGCUAAAUAUGGCAAGGAAGACACAGUUGACAAAAUGCUUAAAGAUUAUAUUGAAUCUAUUGAAACACAGAGACUAAUGGAUCAAUGUGAGAAAAUUUGGAUGGAUACCAAAAACACAGCUGAAGUAUACAAAUCUGGAGGUGCAGAUCAAACAGAAAUCACUCAGAUAGACAGUUUUAUGAAUGAUGCAAACAACAGAUGGAUAGAGCUGUCUGCUCAUGUUCGAGAUGUGAGACCCAUGCUAGAGGAGGUGAUUAUAGCAUGGAAGACUUUUAGAACAUCAUCAGACAAGUUAGGUUCGUGGCUGACUCAAGGAGAGAAAGUGAUUCAGGGUAGCAAAGAAGAUAUUGAGAAAUUUUUCAGUGACCUGGCACCUAUUGAAGAGCUGCAUGCAACACUGAACCAAAAUGGCAAUCUUUUAGCAGAUGGUGCCACACAACCUGUAACUGAUGAGAUUAAAAGAACCUUAUCAACAUUAAACAAGCGCUAUGAUGACCUGCUUUCACAAUUCCAUUCUUAUCAUCAAAAUGAGGUUAUUGGCAAGGCUGUGGUGGAAUAUGAGACUGGAGUUAACAGCCUUGCUACCUGGCUGGCCAAUUCCUCUAGCUUCCUGGACUAUCAAAUCCCUUGUAUUCAUGCUGAACUCAAGGCUUACCUAUUACGACUAGAUGAGAUCCAAAGUGAAAUUCAAGAUGUUGAGAAAAACUUCAAAGCAACAACCAAGACAGCCCAAUCUUUGGUUAAAGACAGCUCACAGGAAGAUGUGAAUAUAAUGUUACAGACACUCAACCAACAGAAAGAGGCCAUAGUCAACCUACGUAAGGAAAUCCCAGAAAAGAUCAAAUAUUUGAAAAGUCUAUUACCAAAUGUAGAAUCACUGGAGACAGGCAUCAUUGACCUUGAUGGCUGGCUCAACAAGGGCAGAGAACUUCUGUCUUCUCAUCAACUUGAAGGCAAUUUAGAAGCAGCAGAAGCAAGCCUUGAGAAUCACAAGACUUUUUUCACUGAAGUCACCUACCAAAAAUCUAUUCUGGAAAGUAAAAACAAAGUAUUUCAAAAAAUCAUUGGCAUUAAACCUAAAUUGAAAAAUGUAGACUUUGAACCUGCUGAAGCAUUCAUGAAAACAGCUAAUGAGGAAUUCCAGACUGUGGUCAGUACAGCCAAAGAAUGGGAACGUCGCCUUGAAGCACUGGUUAGAUUAUGGAGGGCCUUGCAACAGAAACAACUUCAGCUGGAGGAAUGGUUGGACACAGCACAGAAUAUUUUGGAUGAUAAAGAUGAUGAUCCAGACAGUUUAAUCAGAAAACAUAAAACAUUUUUUAAUCAGAUGGACAAAGCAAUGAUGUCCAAUUAUGAAAAGGCAGCCAAUGAAAUUCUCGACCAACUAGAACCCUCAGAAAGGAAACAUUUGUCUCAAACCUUAGAUCAUUUAAAAGAGCGUUGGGAGCAUGUCCUGCACCACGCACCGCUAAAGCUUCUGAAAUUGGAGUUUGUCAUACCUGAAGAUAAAUUUGAGAAGGGGAUGGAGAAGGCUGAAACAUCUCUCAGGGAGGCUCAAGACCAGAUCAAGAGGAAUCACAAUAUCAAAGAAGCUCUGGCUAAACACAAGCAAAUUUUCCAGGAGGGUAACCUGGUGUCCUCCUGUGAGCAGUGGCUGGACAACAUGAAAACCAUUGCCCAGCAGCUGUUAAAGCUGAGCACAGUUGAAAAGUCCCUUGACCAGCGCUAUAACAACCAUUUGGAGAGGUGGAAGAAGCUGAGGAUGAUAGCUGAUGAUACAUUUUUACAACUGAAACAGCUUCCAGAGAGAUGGAAAGAGUACCAUCAGAAAAUGGGAGAUGUUGAAACCUGGGUCCAAAAUAUUGACAAACUUAUUCAAGCUAUGGCUAGAGAGGACCUGACCAGUGAUGAAUAUAAAGAACUACUGGUUCAGUUUCAGAAAGAGAUGAAGAACAUGGGCAAGUUUCAAGAUGAUGCAAACUGGCUGGAGAAGUCAUUGGAAGAGCUCAUUAAAGAUGCCCCUGAGUCUGAUGCCAGGAGGGAGCGUGAAAGGCUGAAAGCUGUUUUGAGCAAGUUUAAAGCUGUUAAGCCCAGUACAGAUGCCACUCUACAGAAAUCCAACAUACUUUCCAGAGGCUAUGACUACAGAGAUAACUUAGUGAAGAAGUCCAGUUGGUUGGAUGAAGCUCAAAGGCUUGCCUUAGAACAUCCUGCUAUAGAUAGUCUAGAAGAUGCAAGAGCCUACUUGCAGGAACAUGAGUAUUUAUUGACAAAACUUGAAGCAGAGAAAGCCAAUAUCCAAGCAGAGAUAGAAGCUGGAAAACGCUUACAAAAUGAUAGAAAUGCUCCAGCUUUUAUUCAGCAGUCUGUAGUGGAACUUGAUAGAAAAUGGAGAGAUACCAAUGAACUUGCUAAAGCUAAACAUGAAAAACUGAAGCAACAAGUGAAAGACUGGGAGAACUAUGAGAAAGAGAAGAGUACAGUUUUAAAUUAUCUCAAGAAAGCAGAAACUGAACUGGAGAAACCUUUAGAAUCCUUAAAUCAAGAAAAUGCCAUUAAAGAUUUUCAAUCUAAAAAGGAACUUCAAAGCACACUGAAUAAACUCAAAGGCAGCCUAAAUGAAAUGACCAAAUUGAAUGCUUUGCUGGCUGAUGGGGCCAGUAGAGAGAGACAAGGUCCAUUAAAGGGAGAAAUUACAGACAUAGACAGAAAACUGGAGAGUGUGUCACACAGACUGAAUGCCAAGCUCUCUGACUUAGAGGCUACCAUCACCAAGUGGAGUGAAUACUACAAAAGGUUGAACAACUUCUGUGAUUGGCUGAAUGAGAAAGAGACCAAACUGAAUGAAGUUUAUGAAAACAAACAAGACUCACCUGACACUCAACUUCAAAAAGCUGAGGGAAUAUCAAGUCAGGUCUAUGAAAAUCAUGUAACAUUGGAAAACUUGGAGAAAGAUGCUAGAGGCCUAACACAGAAUUUUCGCUCUCGGGAAACAGCAGCUCUCAAAUCCAAACUGACCAGCGUAAGGCGCCAGUGGGAGUCUCUUUGUGCUAGAGCCAAAGAUAGAAGUACUGCCCUGACAGGAAAUGUAGCUCAUUGGCAGAAGUACCAGACCUUGCAGGAGCAGUUAUUGCCUUGGAUUACACAUGCUGAGAAGUAUUGUGCCACAGUAUUACCUAAAUGUGCUUCAGCAGAGGAAGCCAAGGAAAUGUAUGAUAUACACCAGGCUUUUCUUCAAGAAUGUGAGGAGAAUUUGCCAAUUUUUGAGCAGAUGAACACUGAAGCCAGUUACUUGAUGGACCAGCCUAACAUUCGCCAGGAGGUUGAGAAUGUCCAGAAAAGAUGGGGUAACAUUUUGACAAGCUCUGAGGAUCGCUCUACUAAAGUGGACAAAAUGUUUGGUGCUUGGACAGCCUACAGUGAUGAGCUGGACAACUUCCAGGAGUCUCUAAACAAAAUCCAGACUAGACUCGCUAGUGAGCCCAAUGUCAACACAUCAGACGUACAAGUAUUGGAACAUGAACUGGCCCUGGCUAAGGCACUACAAGAUGAAAUACGUAGUCACCAGUCUCACUACCACAACUUGGCUCGCCAAUUUGAAGUAGUCCAAGGUCAUGCUAGCCCAGAAGGACUUAGUGUUCUCAAAUCUAAACAAGACUCAAUCAAAGCUGAUUGGAAUGAAGUCAAUAGUUCUGUUGUUGAGAGACAGAAAAUCCUCACCAAUGCACUGCAGCAUCGAAAACAGUUUUAUGGUAGACUCCAAGAUACUGAAAAAUGGUUACAGAAAAUGAAGAAAACUCUAGACUCUGGUAAUGAAAUUUAUACAGAUGAAGUUGGAGAAAUUCAAGCCAAACUCAAAAUGAUGAAAGAUGAGACCAAAUCUCAGGAAAAAACAUUCCAGGAUCUGCAGCAAGAGUUUAAAGAGCUGAUUGCUGUAUGCAGUGAGGAGGAAUCAGCCAUACUUAGUGAUCGCUUCAAUAAAAUGCUGGAAGGCUAUACCCAAGUGGAGGACCUGAUAGAUAACAGAGAGAACCUUUGUAACAAAUGGACUGGCUACAGUGACACACAGAAGGAAGUGCAGGCAAAGAUUAAAGCAUUGCAGGCCAGACUUCAGUCGCCAAAUGUGAGUGAGACGGAAGUAGCUCAAAUAAAACGUGAGAUUGACAACUUGAGGAAAUCAUUGCAACCUUGGAGCCAAGAAUCUGACCAGCUGGAUGAGCUGAUGUCUACAGCUCAGAUGGUCAUUAAGGACAGGGCUAGUCAGAGGACUCUACACUUUGGCUCAGAGGUCCAGAACUUGGAGUCUCUAUGCGAGCAGGCUGGAGCCACAGCCAGACAGAGAGAAGAACAAAUUGGAGAGUUGACACAGCUAAGUACAGAGUUUAUUCAGAACAAGGAUGACCUAGUGGAGCAUCUAUUGGAUGUUCAGAAAAAACUUCUUGAAGCUAAAGCAGGAAAGUCUAAUGUGCAAGGAAUUAAAGAUUUAGUUAAACAGAUAGAGUCAAUCCGUGAGGAAGUGUAUAGUCACAAUCCAGAAUAUGAACAACUUAGAGAGUUAGGUAGACAAAUAAUGCAUGCAGAUCCAACAAAAGCUGCUGCCAUUCAGCAACAACUCAAUCAGGUGAGUGCAGCCUGGGAGGAGAUUCAAGGAAUCAUAGCAGAUAAACAUCAGCAGUUUAAUGGGGUGGCCAAUCUGUGGCAACAGUACAAUGACGCCAAACAGGGAGUCGUCAAGAUAGUCAGUGAUACUGAUCCAUUAGUCCAGCAAGACUUGGCCUUCAAUAAUCAGGAAGAUGUGAAAAGAAGUUUAGAGCAACAUAAGAAUGCAGAGUUUGAGCUCCAUGCUAACCAGACUCUCCUGGAUCACAUGAACACUAAAGGUGUUCAGUUGCUGGAAGACUUAAAGAACAUCCCAGGGUUUGACUACUCAGGAAUGGAGAAUGACCUUGAUGAAGUCAAUUUGCAGUGGGAGACUUCUAAUGCAGUUAUCAAUGAACACAAAGAAAACCUGGAGGCCCAGCUGGUGUGCUGGGAUCAGAUCAAGUCUGGAGAGGAUGAGGUGAAAGCCUGGAUCAACUCCAUGGUCAACAAGCUUGAUGACAGUGUUAAACACUUUGAUGAUGCUGUCAGUGUGGAGGCCAGACUGGCCAAAUUUAAGGAUGAAGCACCAUAUUAUGAAGAGGUGAUGAAAGAAAUGAACCAGAAACUGAGAGAUUUACAAGACUUGAAUAAAAGUAAAUCUGUGCCAACAUUAAUAGCCAGCCAUCAAGACAUUCAGAAACAGUUUCAGAAGGCUGGCUCUUUAGCCAAUCAACUUGAGUCUAUGAUGACCACUUUUACUGAUGAGCACCAAGGCUUACAACAAGAGAUGGAAGAAGAGACACAAUGGAUGAAUGAAUUGAAAGAAGCUCUCUCCAAAUGUGAUGAUGUUUCAGGGAGUAAAGAAGAUCUGAUCAAAAGAUAUGAAGAUUCUAAGCAUCUUCUUCAAGAGCUAGCCUCACAUCAACGUAACAUAGCUGCAAUACAAAAUAAAACAGAUGCAUUGCAAAAGAAAUACCCAUCCUCCGAGACUGUCAGCCUGGCCAAAGAUGGCAAUGUUGUCAGCAAAAAGUUUGAGUCUCUCACCCAACGUGCCGAGCGCAUCCAGAGCUCUUUGAUUGGCCAGUUAGAACAGCAGUGUAGUGAAGCUCAGCAGCAACAAAUGAGAUGGCUGAACAAUGCAAAGGAGAAAGUAGCUUGGUGUGGGGACAUUGCUGGAGACAAAUACAGCAUAGAGGCUAAGCUGGCUACUAUUAAAGAUUUAAAAGCCAGUAUUCAAGAAGGUGAACAAAAACGCCAGGAAGCUAUUAAUAGAUUGGAUGCCAUUAAAAGCCUUCUACCAAAAUCUAAACAAGUAGAAUUCGAAACCAGUCAUAAACAAAUGGAGAAAGAAUGGCAGAACAUGUUAAUGUCAUUGAAUCAGACUCAGUCUAAACUAGAGAACUCACUAGAACAAUGGCAGGAACAUGACCAGAAGUAUGAAGUUUUGUCUCAAUGGCUAAAAGAUGUAGAGAGUAACAUGAGGUUAGAGACUGCUCUCAAGCCAGACCUGAGUGGAAAGAAGGAGCAACUAGAGUUUUUGAAAGCUCUAGAACAAUCAGUCCAGACACAUCGAUCUGAGAUUGAAGGCAUCAGAGACACUGCACAGGAGAUUAGUAACGUCAGUGGAGACAGUCGGACUCUAUCUUAUGCUGGUCAGUUAGUGACCCGCUAUCAGUCUCUGGCUUCAUCGGUCAAGGAACAACUGGAUAAAUGCAAACAAAAUAUCGAAGACCACAAUGUCUAUGAGAAAAGUCAGAAAGCUGCUGCUGAUUGGUUGAAGUCAGCUAGACAACAACUUGAACAAUGUGCAUCUGUUACAGGAGAUGAAGACUCUCUCAAUACAAAGUUGAAAAUACUCCAGAGUUUGAUCGCUAAUAAAGAAAAUGGUGCAUCCAUAUUUAACACAGCAAUCGAAGCUGGAGAAAAGUUGUAUCCCAACACUGCUAAUGAGGGCAGAGAGAGCAUCCGAAGGGAAUUGAGAGGCCUAAGAGAAUCCUGGGAAAUGUUCAAUGACAAUCUAAAUGAGACACAGAGACAGCUGGACAGUAGCAGGAUGCAGUGGCAGUCAUUUGAUGAGAACUUUGAUCAGUUAUAUCAGUGGGUCCAGGAUGUUGAGUCUAAAGUGGAGAUAGAGCCAGAACUUAAAUCCUCAUUACAAGAGAAGAAAGCCUUGUUACAAAACUAUAAGACCAAGUAUCAGGACAUAAAGUCUCAUCAAAAAAUGAUUGACAGCAUCAGUGACAAGGGCAGUGCACUCUCAUCUUCACAGGUCAGAAACAAACUGGCACAGCUCAACAACAAAUAUCAGAUCUUGUGUAAAAAUGCAGAGAAUUGUUCUCAAAAGGCAGAAAAUUUUGUAGAUGAGCAUCAGCAGUACCAAGAUUUGUAUCAGCACUGCCGUGAUUGGAUGCAUUCCACAAGUGAUAAAGUAGCUGUCUGCUCAGAGCUAGGAGGAGAUAAGCAAGCUUUGCAGAACAGACUUGAAAGAUUAAAAGAGAUUGUUUCCACUUACAAAGAUGGAGAGAUGAAAAUUAAAGAGGCUCACAAACAAGGGCAUGCUACUCUUACCCACACAUCACCUUCUGGGCAGGCCAACAUUAGACAUGAACUUGAAUCCCUCAGCUCAGACUGGGAACAGCUUGUGAAUCGUAUCAACCAAAGUCAAGAAGAUCUUAUGCAUGCUAUUAAUGCCUUAGAUUUGUAUGAUGGCUCUUGUGAAGUCUUAAACAAAUGGCUAAAAGAAACUGAGUCAAAGUUCAAAGACUGUGACCUGAAGACCACACUCAGGGACAAAGCUUUACAAGUAGAAACAUUCAAAGCUUUGCAGAAAGAAAUAUUAUCCAAGCAAGAUCAAAUUAAUAAUUUACAAAACAUGGCUGCACAAGUACAGACCAGUGAUCCAAGGCUGGCCAGUUAUAGUACGCAGCUGGCUACCAAAUAUGAAACUUUAAAAAAUCUUGCCAGGGAGACAAUAGCCAAAUGGGAAGACUAUGUUGAAGAGCACAAAGUAUUUGAAGAAAACUACACACAAUGUAUUGAAUGGGUGGACACUUUAAGAAAAAGAUUACAAGUGUGCUCAGAUUUAGCAGGUGACAAACAAGAUGUAGAGGAGAGAAUAUUCAAACUUCAGGAAUUGUCUGCAGAAAGAGAUGAAGGUGCUAAUCAUGUUCAUCAGACAACAGAGAUUGGUGAACGUCUAUACGCCAAUACUUCCUCUCAGGGCAGAGAUAUGAUCAGACAAGACAUAAGAAAUUUGAGAGAUGAUUGGGAAGCAUUUAGAGAUGAGAUCUCAGAUGUUCAGCGCAAACUUGAUCUAAAUCUUAAUCAGUGGUCUUCCUAUGAUGAAAACUUUGACAUUUUCCAAAAAUGGCUUUUGGACAUGGAAGUAAAGCUGAAAGAAGAUGCAGAACUUAAAGCUACUUUGCCAGAGAAGAAAGCUCAACUUCAGAACCACAAGGUUCGCCAUCAAGACAUUCUAUCACGUGAACACAUAAUUGACAACUUGACAGAGAAAGCACAAGCUUUGACACAGUCUGCACCUUCAGCCAAGGUAAAGAAGUUUGUUGGUGAGCUAAAGCGUAAAUAUGAAACCAUCUGUCAGACAUCUAAAGGUAUUUUAGACAAACUAGAGACCACCAUGAGAGACCAUCAGCAGUACCAGGAUGUAUCACAGGACUUCACUGAUUGGUUGAAUUCUGCUCGUGAGAGAUUGGCUGCCUGCUCUGAUAGGUCUGGAGAUAAGUUGUCUUUACAGGGAAAAAGAGAGAGACUAAAAGAAAUAAGCAGCAAUGUCAAAGAAGGUGAAAGGAAGUUAAACCUUACCCAACAGCUUGGAGCUGCUACUGCUCAUAACACAUCCACUCAAGGUAGAGAUGUCCUGCAGCGUGAACUAGAUCACUUCCAGAGGGAGUGGAAAGACUACUUGAACUUGAUGCACCACACUGAGACCUCCCUGGACCAGACCAUGAGCAUGUGGGGAGACUUUGAGGCUAAGUUUGAACAAUUUGCUGAGUGGCUGAAGAAGAUUGAGCAGAAGGUUAAAGGGCAUGAACUUAAGAAUACAUUGAAGGAAAAACAAGCUCAGGUGGAAACAUUCAAGCGCCAGCGGGAAGAAAUACUUAGCCACCAAACUGAAAUAGAUAAAUUCACUGAUGAUGCUCAAAGUCUGAUGCACACUAGCUCUGAUGUUCGAUUAAGUUCUCAAGUUACCCAGCUGACUAACAAAUAUCAAGGGCUGCUCUCAUUGGUUAAGGAUCUGAUUUCUAAGUGGGAAAAAUAUGUCCAGGAUCACCAAAUGUAUGAUAGCCGUAUGGAGGAGUUAAAGAACUGGAUGAAUGUGGCCAAUCAGAAAUUGUCUCAGUGUGCUCAGCCAGUUAAAGAUCAAGGGUCUCUUGAGGAGAAGAGAGCUUUAGUACAAAUGCUAUUUACAGAGAAAGAUCAUGGCCAUCAGAAACUUAUGUCCACCCUAGAGUCAGGUGAGAAACUUUCUCCUGAUACUGCAGCUGUAGGACGUGAAAAGGUCAGGGGAGAGCUUAGAGGAGCUAAACAGGAAUGGGAGGAUUUCUUGGCAGGACUGAAUGAUGCCCAGAGACAUGUUGACUCUUACAUGCACCAGUGGUCAUCUUACACAGAUGGCCAGGACCAGAUGUUAAGAUGGAUGGCAGAAACUGAGGCAGCACUUAGGGCUGAUGUUGAACUGAAGAAUACUUUGCAGGAAAAAAGGGUUCAGCUUCAGGCUCAGAGAAGCCUACUUCAAGACGUUGUAUCUCAUAAAAGACUAGUGGACUCGGUCAUAGAAAAAGCGCAAGGUGUAAUUAAGACCACAGCCAACCCAGAAGUUUCAGAUUUCAUUACAAGCGUCAGCUCCAGAUAUGAAAAGCUCAAUUCAGAUGUGAAGGCCAUGAUUCAGAGGUCAGAGCAGCAUGUUGGUGUUCAUCAACAGUACCAGACCAGUAUGCAGGCUGCAGUGGACUGGCUGUCAUCAAUGAAAGACAAACAAAGUCUUUGUGCAGACACAAAAGGAGAUAAACACACAGUGAAAAACAAACUGGAAAGACUUGGGGAAUUGAUCAACAGCAUGCCUGCAGGGGCCAGUAAGGUGAAAGAAUGUGAAAACCUGGCACAGUCCACUAUGGACACAACCAGUCUAAAGGGUCGUCAGGUCAUCCAGUCAGACCUUGAUGUGCUGAGGUCAGAUUGGGAGGACUAUACUAACAAAUUAAGUUCACUGAAAGAAAGUUUAGAGCAGGCCUUGAGAUACUGGAAUAUGUAUGACUCUAAUUACCAACAACAUGCUGACUGGCUCAAGGCAUGUGAAAAACAGAUCAAAGAUUGUCCUUUAAAAUCAACCUUAGAAGAAAAAAGAGAGCUUUUGUCCAAAUAUCAGCACUUGUUGAUCUACUUUGAGGAUAUGGAUAACAUGUUUAGAGAUGAGAGAGAAUUACUCCAUGAAAUCAAGAGUCAACAGCGAGAUAUUGAUAAGUUUACAGAUGAAGCUCAGACCUUACAGCAACUGACCUCAGAAUCAAGAGUUGGAACUUUUGUCUCUCAACUCACAGCCCGCUAUCAAGCUUUGAUCUCGUCAGGAAAAGAACUUGUCAAGAAACAUGAACAGAGUGUAGAGGAUCAUGAAGUUUACAAAAGCAAAUACACUGAAUGCUCUCAAUGGCUUGACAAAGCUAAAAAGAAAUUCUCAGAGUGUUCAGAAACGGCUGGAACUAGAGGAGAGCUGGAAGAUCGUCUGGAAAAAAUUCAGGAUCUUGUCCAUGAAAGAGACAUUGGCUCAACAAAGUUAAACAGUUGUAUUGAGAUAGGUGAAAAGGUCUAUCCUAACACCCACCCUGAUGGUCGUGAGGUUAUCAGGCAAGAACUUUGUAAACUCAAGUUGGGCUAUGAGAAUCUGUUUGAUGAGCUCUCAACUGUCCAGAGAAAACUGGAAGUAUCAUUAGUACAGUGGACCUCUUUUGAUGAAAGUAAUGGCCAGGUUGAACAGUGGCUAAGACAAAUGGAGUCCCAACUAGAAGGGCAGACUCCCUUGAAGGCAACACUGGAAGAGAAAAAGUCACAACUUCAUAACUACAGGGCUCUGCAGCAAGAUGUUCUGUCCUAUCAGAGAAUAAUUGAUAGUAUAUCUGAAAAAGCUUCAAGUCUUACACAGAACAGUGCUGACCGAGAAAUGGCCAGAUUUAUUUCUCAAACUGGAACCCGUUAUAAAAAAUUAAAUUCUGCAGCUAAGGAGCGUGUUAGUCUGUAUGAGAAUUUUGUGACUGAGCAUCAACAAUACAAUGACCUGUACAAUGAAUGUGUAGAGUGGCUGAACUCCAUUAGAGAAAGACUCUCAGCUUGUUCGGAUUUGUCAGGAGAUAAAAAUGCCAUUCAGAGUCGCUUAGAUAAAAUACAGGACAUUUUGACCACCAAAACUGAAGGGGAGCCAAAAGUGAAGAGGGUUUUGGAGCUUGCUGAUCAAAUCUUGCCCCACACUGCAGCUCAGGGGAAAGAAGUGAUUCUGAGAGAAACAGAAGCUUUGAAAGAUGACUGGGAGGCUUUCAUUAAAGCAUUGACCAAGACUAAAAAAGAAUUAGAAAUGUGCAUGGAAAAAUGGAAAGACUUUGAGUCCUGGAAUGAAAAAUGCAGUUCCUGGCUGAAAGAUCUUGACAGUCAGCUGAGAGAUGUCGAGCUCAGAGCAACAUUACAACAGAAACAGACUCAACUGGACAAAAUUAAGGAGCUUCAAAUUGUUGUAGCUAAUCACCAAAAGGAUCUAGACUCUUUAAGUGAUGCUGCUCAAGAUCUUGUUCGAAUCAGUACAGAUUCCAGAAUAAUGAGUCAGGCUUCACAGCUGACCACCAAGCAUCAAACAGACACUAUUAAUAUCAAGGAACUAUGUCGAAGGUGGGGUCAAUAUGUCGCAGAUCAUCAAACAUACAAUCAAGAUUAUGAACAAUGUAAAACCUGGUUGAACCAGAUGAAGAGGAAGGUUGCCAAUAUUUUGGACACAAGUGGAGACAAAACAACUGUCCAGGAGAGACUCAAACAAGUAUUGGAUUUAAUGAAUGAGAAAGAGGAAGGACUUCACUUGCUGCAGGUUGCCUUGGACAGUCUGCAGGCUGUUUUGCCCAAUACUUCUGUAAUUGGAAGAGAUGACCUGAGGCGUGAGAUGCAGGCCUUGCAGCAGGAAUAUGACAGCCUGUCAGCUGACAUCAAUGAUGCUAAGACACAGUUGGAUGGCACACUUGCUCAGUGGACUGUGUAUGAUGACAGUGUUGAGCAACUACAGAGGUGGCUUAAAGACCUUGAGUCUCAGAUAGAGUCUGACUCCCAGCUACAGAACACACUUCAGGAGAAGAAGUUACAACUGGAUAGAGUCAAGGUUCUUCAACUAAACAUCUCCAGCCAGCAGAGCACUAUUGAUAACCUUAAUGAAAAGGCCCUUACACUGAAAAAAACAAGCCAAGACAGUAAUUUAGGAGCUCAAAUUGCACAAGUUGUGGCCAGAUAUGAAAACCUGGUGAAAAAAGCAAAGAAUGUUAAUGAACAAUGUGAGAAGAACUUAAGAGACCACCAGAUCUAUAGAGACACCUACAUGGACACUUCUGAUUGGCUGGGCACCUCAAUGGACAAGUUGAGCCUUUGUAGUGAUGUCAGAGGAGAUAGACAUGCCAUAGAGACACAGCUACACAAAGUGGAGGAACUAGCUUUGACUAGUGAUUAUGGACACAAAAAACUUGAGGAGACACAACAAAAAAGUGCUUUGGUCAUCCCCGAGACCUCUAGCCAUGGUCAAGAACUUAUCAGAGAAGAAAUGGAUAUGCUGACCAAAGACUUUGAAGAGUUUGAAACUGAUCUCAGUGACUUAACUGACACAUUGACUACUUUGAAAGACAGAUGGACCAGGUUUGAAAUGUUCUAUGAAGAACUUAGCCAUUGGAUUAAAGACACUGAGAACACUAUUAAAUCUGACUCUGACCUCAAGUCCAGUUUAGAGCAGAAACAAGUUUUACUCAACUCACACAAAGAGGCUCAUGAAGAAAUAAUUCAACAGCAAGCAGCCUUUGAUCAGCUUAGUGAGCAGGCUCAGAUUUUGAUGCAGUCGUCAAUUGAUGCUAGAAUCUCCACACAAAUAACUCAGUUGCGUACCAGAUAUUUAGCCCUUAUCACACUGUCAAAGGAUCUUCUAAAAAGAUAUGAACAAACAGUUCAAAACCAUAAAUAUUACAGUGAUGCCUAUGCUAGGUCCAGGUUGUGGUUAGAUGAAACACGAAAAAAGUUGGCUGUGUGUGCUGAUACUUCAGGGGACAGAUACACCAUCCAAACUCAAUUAGAAAAACUUCAGGAAUUUCUUGUGAUCAAAGAAGAAGGCCAGAUACACCUCCAUACAGCUGUCACUUGGGGAGAGAAAAGUAUGGCUACUACAUCAGUGGAGGGAAGGGAAAUCAUUAGGAAUGAUUUAAACAAGCUGCAGGCAGAUUGGGACAAUUUGGUAUCUCAGGUUAGUGAUACCAAAGUACUUCUGGAGUCUUGUUUACUCCAAUGGAGUGACUACAAUGUCUCCAAUGACCAAGUCUUGAGGUGGCUCAAAGAUAUGGAGAGGAGGCUCAGAGAUGCAACACCCAAGACAGAUCUUGGGGAGAAGAAAGCAGAACUGCAGAGAAUUAAGGGCCUGUAUCAAGAUAUAGUUUCCUAUGAACAAAUGGUUGAGUCUGUCACUUUUAAGGCCAGUGACUUGGCAGAGAAGAGUCCAGCAAGUAGGACCACUAUUGAUACUUCACAAAUACAAAGUCGAUAUGUCAGUGUCAAGGAACAGGCCAAGGAUUUAUUGGCUAAAAGUGAACAGAAUGUUGCACAUCAUCAAGAUUUUCUAGAUAGCUGUAAUAGUUUUGCAUCUUGGUUAAGAACAGCUUUUGAGAAGCUUACAACUUGCUCUGAUACUUAUGGUGAAAAGUCUGCUAUUGAAUCUAAAAUUGACUGGGCCAAGUCCCUUUUAGCUGACCUCCAUGAAGGUUCACAGAGAUUGGCUCAUGCUGUUAGAGCAGGGGAGGCAACACUACCUACCACGUCUGCUUCAGGACAAACCAAAAUUAGACAAGAAAUUCAAGCGAUGAACAGAGAAUUUGAAGAAUUCAGAGUUCAACUUAUGCAGAGUCAAUCUGACCUUGAAAUCUGUCUCACUCGAUGGGAUGAGUUUGAACACAGUUAUCAAGAAUUUGGCAACUGGCUUCGAGAAACUGAAGUGCUGCUGAGAAGUGAACUCAACCUGAAGUCAACACUGGAAGAGAAAAAGCAACACUGGGAAGAGUAUCAGCUCCACUUUGAAGAUGCUAUUUCUCAUCAGUCCUCACUUGAUAAAGUGAGUGAAAAAGCUCAAGCUCUACUUCUGACUAAUGCAGACGCCAAAACUUCACAUGCCAUCACUCAGUUGACUACAAGAUACCAUGGCAUCAUCUCACUGGCCAAGGACAUCACCAGCAAUCUAGAAGUGUAUUACAACCACCACAAACUCUACCAGCACAACCUUCAUCUCUUCAAUGAAUGGUUGAAGGAUAUAAAGCAGAAGCUCAAACUGCUUGAUGAUGACAAAGGAUCUAAAGAUCUUGUCCACAAUAAACUUCUGGACAUUGAUGAAAUUCAAGGUGCUCUUGAUCAAGGUCAUUCUAUUUUAAGAACAGUUCUAGAAAGCUGUGAGAAAACAUUACCCAACACAAAUCAAAGAGGUGCCCACAUCAUCAGAGGGGAGGCAGACAAUGUCAAGGCUGAAUAUGAAAACAUUUUGACCCAAGUGUCUUCUAUCAAACGUCGACUAGAAGGAGCAGUAACUCACUGGGAUGACUUUGACUCUAUGUUCCAUGCAAUGGCUGAAUGGAUGUCUGAUGUGGAACAAAGACUUGGUGUCAGUACAGACUACAAGAAUGACCUGCCAGAGAAAAGAUCAACCCUAGAAAAAUAUAAAGCUCUUCAGUCAGAUAUACAGUCUCAUCAAGAUCAACUCAAAAGACUGGAAGAGAAAGCUAGUCAAGUGAAAGAUAGUCUACCUAAAUCAAAAACAUCAGAACUUAGAAAUAAAUACUCCUCCCUGGUCCAGCACUGCAAGGAUAUUGUUGGACGUGUUGAAGAACAAGUUGAGAGUCAUGAAGAAUUUCGCAAGUCCUACUUUGACUGUCUUGAUUGGCUGGCCAAUACUAAACACUGGCUGCAGCGAUUGGCUGAUUAUUCAGGAGACAAAAGAACACUCCAAGACAGACUUCAUCAACUUAGGGAGUUCAAGCCAGAAUUGAGUCAAUGUCAAGAGAUGUUGAAGCGUACAUCUGAGCUUGGAGAGAAACUGUGCAGAACUACCUCUUCAAGAGGCCAAGAUCUUGUGCAGAAAGAUGUUGAUAGCCUUCAUGAAGACUGGAAAAACUUCUCUGUUGCCUUUAGUGAGGUGGAAAGGAAUCUAGAGGCUAGUAUAGCCCACUGGCUGGAACUGGAUGAUGACCAACAGACAUUCACUAAUUGGCUGGAGAGAAUGGAAUCAAAAGUGAAGAACUUGUUAGAGACCAAAGCUAACUAUGCUAGGAAGAAGAGUCAGCUGCAAGAAGGGGAGGAUCUUUAUGACUCUAUACUGACUCACAAGUCAGAAUUGAGCAAAAUUCGAGACAGAGGAGAUGCCAUUGCCCAACGCAGUAGUGAUAUCAAAGUGUCCAACAGUUUAAUGCAGAUGUCCACCAGAUACCAAGUUCUCUGCUCAGCUGCCAAGACUGCUGUGGGCAAGUUGAGAGAAAUUAUGAAUGACCAUAGAAACUAUGAUGAAGCACUAGACAGUGCAUCCACCUGGCUGAAACAGAUCAAUCAAAAAGUAUUGGCCUGCAGUGAUAGCUCUGGUGACUGGCAUACCAUUCAAGAUAGGAUUGAAGAUAUCAAAGAUGUGACAGCCAACAUGGAUGAAGGGCUUCAGAAAGUGAACUAUGUCUGUGAUCAGGCUGAGAAAAUUUUACCUCAUACUUCCUUAGAAGGCAAGAAACUGAUUGAGGAGCAGGUCACUGAACUAACUAACCAAUGGGAAGAUUUGAAUCAAGCUAUUGCAGACUGUACUGCCAUGCUGGAAGGGGUUCAACAGAGGUGGCAUGAAUAUGAACAGUACUAUGGUACUCUGGUCAAAUGGGUGGCUGAUAUUGAGACUGUUUUAAGAACAAACCCUGAACCCCUGGCUCAGUUACCUGACAGGAAAAAUCAACUUGAUAGAUAUAGGAUGAUCUUGGCAGAUAUAGAGAACCACAGGCGACUUGUGAAUGAGCUAGCUGACAGAGUAGCCAACCUUGAAGCCUUAUGUGAUAAUACAGAUGUUGGAGAUUCAUUGGUAGAUAUACAGGAAAGAUACUCAAAACUUUUGGAUAAAGCUAGUGAACUUGUUGAAGUGCUGCAAUGUGGUUAUGAUGAGCACCAGUCUUUCUUUGAGGCUCACCAAGACUGUGAGAGAUGGUUGAUGAAUAUGUCCCACAAGCUGAUGGCACACAAUUCACUCAGUACAUCUAGCUAUGAAUUGACAACUAGACAGAUUGAUAGACAUAAAUUGAUUCUGCGGGAGAUCGAUGACUAUCGCCAGACUUUAGACUCAGUCAAUCGUCUAGGUCAGCAACUAAUUCUGAACAAUGCUCGUAUUCCUAACUUGGCCAGUCAGGUACAUGCCCGUCUCAGUAAUCUGGAGGAGAGCUACUUAAACUUACAGUCCACAGCACAUCAGAUUAGGGAUCAACUUGAUGCUGUCCUGAAAAAAUGGCAGAGCUAUAAAGAACUUCUUGAUUCUACCCAUAAAUAUGUGACCAAUGAGUUUCCUGAUUGGCUGGCCAAGGCAGAGAGAAAUAUACCAGACACACUUGAAGAGACACAAAAACAAAGGGAAGCUACACAGGCUGUUCUAGAAAAACUUUAUGGAAUGAAACAGAAUCUGCUUACCUCACUAAGACAGUGCCAGAAUGUUGGCAGUACAGAGCAACUGGACAAAACGGAAGACACAUCUGAGUCUGCUGUCACUCAGUUUGCUGAAGAGGUUCAUAGCCAGCUAGCCUCUUGUAUCAGUCAGGCUGAGAAAUGUCUUGACCACCUACGAGACAUGAUGAAGAAAUGGGACUCUGUGGAUAGAAUGAGACAAGACCUAAGACACUGGCUUCACAGUAAACAAGAACAUCUGGAGGAGAUAGAGAAAAUGCCCUGUAAACUGCACUCAGAGGCAGCAGAACUGGACAUUAAGAGGUUAAAGGCAUUCCAAGAGGAAGUCAAAAGUAGACAAGCAGAUGUUGAAGAACUACAGUCAUUUUAUAAAUCUCUGACCCAACACAAUCCAUCUCCUGCUGAUCCAGUGAUCAGAGCUAUUAAAGAUGACUGGGAGGAGCUUCUGGGCCAGUUGGAAAUGCUAAUUCAUGACCGUGAGACAUCCAUGGCUCAAGCAAGGGCCUUACAGCUCCAUCAUGAAACAAUUGAUGAAGACUUGGAGAAUUAUGUUAGGGAACUUGAACGGAUAGACAAGGAGGAGAGUUCUCUUCAGGACAAGAAUAAUGAAAUACAGAAACUUGUAGAAAGAGUUCUACAACUAAGGGAGAGAAUUACACAAGUAGAAGAAGAAAGUGACAGUGUUUGCUGCAAACUAAGCCAGCCUGACAGAAAUCUUGUUGAAGAAAGGAUUAGAGAUAGAGAGAAUUCUCUAAACAAACUUGAGCUGAACAUCCAGCAUAGACUUCAGGGCUACACAUCUAUUGAGUCUGAUCUCAUGGUUAUCAAGGAGGAAGCAAAGAUAUAUAUGGGCUGGCUGGAGGAACAAGAAGACAGGUUGAGGAGCAAUGACCAGCUGACCAGGCAUACAAUUGAAGAACUCCAGGAGAAACUAAACAGCUUCAAGGCAUUAGAAGAUGAAUUAAAUCAGAAGCAGGUAACUCUACAUGAAGUUCACCAAAAAGUCCAUGAUAUUGUGGCUAAUCUCCCUGUACAAGAGAAAGAAGUUCUGGAAAAGCUGAUGGCUACUGUUCAAAGCCAACACAAUGAAGUGUACAGUUCCUUGUCCCACAAGUUCCAGCAGCUGGAAGACAUGACCAGCUGCAGUCUGGAGUUCAAUCAGAAGAUGGACAGAGAGACUAAAAUCUUGCAGGAGAGAGAGAAGGAAUUUCAAGGGCUGAGCAGCACUUAUGUCUUCAACUCACUGGACACUGAGAAAAUGUUGGAGAAAUACAAGUCACUGAAUGUGAAGGUCAAAGUUCAAUUUAAAAGUAUCAGUGAGCUAGAGAAAAAAACUGAGUAUAUGAUGGACAACAUGACAGAGCAGGGAAGAGCUGACAUCAGAAGUGCCAUAGCAGAGUUAUCUGAACAACAUGAGGAGUUCUUCAAAAGAUUGACACAGAAACAGAAUGACCUUCAAGAGUACUUGAUGUGCCUCAAGAAAUUUGAAGGUCAAACUUUGAAGCUGGAACUGUGGUGUAAUGAGACUGUCAAGCAAUUAGACGAAAGUGUCCUUGGAACUUUGCCCACUGAAAUGGUGGAGGAAAGAUUAUCUGCUAUUAAGGGUUUGAGUAAAAAGAUUUCUUCUUAUGAGACAUUGCUUCAAGAAAUGAUAGUCUUCCAAGAGAAUUAUCUCCCUUUACUGUCAGAAACAGAUCAACUCAAGCUACAAGAACAUCUAGAUUUGAUCAAAUCAAAAUUUGACAGUGUUUGUGACCAGGUCCAAUGUCAAGCCAAGAAAUAUGAAGACUAUAUAGUAGAACAAAACACUAUUGAAAACACAGUGUCCGUUUGUGAUGAGUUUCUUCUCUCUGUGCAAACUGAAGUGAAACAGAUCAAUCUAUCACUAGGUCCAAGCAUAGAGGAUGUGCAGCUUGUCCUUCACAAAUAUGAGAAAAUAAAAGAGUCACUUCAUGACUUUGAGCCCAAGCUAACAGAGUUGGACAGUAUGAAAGAAAAACUGGAUGGCUCACAGCCUAUUGCUGCUGUCCUACUGAGAAUCACAGAGACAUACAAGUUUCUACUUCACAAAGUUGGCCAUCAUGUAGAGAUGUGCCAGUCAGCCAUUGAGUCCAGAGACAAGUUUGAACUACAGUUGUCCCAGCUAGACUCAACUCUAGCAGAAUGUGAAAUGUUAUUAGCACAUUCUGAAACUAAAAAUGUGUCUAAAUAUCAAAGUGUUCAGCUUGUUCAGGAGAAGCUUGAAGCCAUUGAGUUAGAAUUAAUCAAAUCUAUGGAAAGAGCAAAACUUAUUGAACAGGAGGAUACUGAUAACCCAGUGACUAUUUUAUCUGACAGAGUGGAGAUAAUGAACCAAAGGUGUAAGAUGUUAAGAGAAGAGAUUCAAAGCUACCAACAACUUGUGGCGUCUGCUGAAGUGGAGAGAGAAAAAUUUGAAACUUUGGUGGAAGAUGUGGUGAUCUGGUUUGAUGAGAAAGAAGAAUGGAUCGCUUCUUGCUCCUCAGUACCUCUAGCUGAAGCUGAAACAUCGGCCAUUAUUGAUAAACAUAAAUUAAUUUCAUUAGAAGUCUCUGCUAAACUAAAAGAAGUUAAAAGUCUGGCCAACACACUUGUUGAACAAUGUGGUCAGAUUGGAUUGCCUCUUUCAGCACAAGUUACUGCCAAGCUCACGCAAAUAAAUCAUCUGGAAGAGUUAACCAUGGCAGCCAUAUUGACAAAAGAAACAUAUUUGGAAGAAGCUCACAGCAAAAGAAAACAAUUUGAAAGCUGUAGUAAAGACGUUUCUGAUUGGUUGACACAAGCUUCAGAUUUAUUGGAUUCUGGUUAUGAUGGUUUGGAUUAUGAUACCCUUGAUGAGACCAUCACCCAGUUGACUGAUUUUUUCACUGUUGCCAGUUUUAGUCAGGAAAUGUUGACUCAGAUAGAUGAAGUCUCGGCUAACUUGUUUCCCACCUUGGACACCAAUGAUAGCAUGACCUUGAAUCAAACAUUGAAAAACUUCAAGCAGAAGUAUUCCAAAAUUGUUUCAGCUGCUCAGAAUAAGAUGGCUGUCAUGAAGAGUAAAUCAGAACAAUGGAGACAACUCCAGAAAAAUUGUAGUGAUCUAAGCAGCAAGUUAGAUGCUUUGAAAGAUGAUUGGUCAGAAAUAAAUAAAUGUUCUGAUGCUAGUCCUGAAUUUGUCCAAUCACAUCUUGAGAAAGUUAAGACUUUUCUAGAAGAUGUGGAGCUAAACAGACCUGUCAUUGACAAUGUGAAUGAAACUGUGCGUGAUCUUGAGAGAGUGGCCAACAGCAAAACUCGUGAUGCAUUAAGUCGUUUAGUGGAAUCAUUAAAUACAAGAUGGACAGACUUAGUUGGUGAUGUGGAAGUCAGAACUUCAACCUUACAAGAUAUUGACAGUCAGUGGAGAGACUUCACAGAGAUAAUGGCUUCCUUUAUGAUCACUAUUGAAAAGUCUGAGUCCAGGAUGACAACCAAAUAUGAUGCCUAUACAUACACUGGUCUCUGUCAACGCCUGAGUGAUUUAAAGGAAGUGCUUGAGAAUCUAGAAAACAUGGAGCCCACUAUUGCUCAGCUGAACACAACCAGGAUGAUGUUACAGAGGGCACUACCAACAGCUGAGGCUAAGAUAGCAUCUCAAGAACAGUUCCUUCUUAUCAUGGAGAAGUGUGAGAGACUAACAGUGAAAGUCAGAGAAGAAAUGUCUGCUUUAAAGGAAGAGCUAGAGAGUAGAGAUAAACUGAUGUCAGACAUUGACCAGAUGACAGUUUGGCUGCAGGACACCAUGUACAUGAUCCAGACCAAUAAAGAAGACAUACAAACCAUUGCUGAGCUCAAAAUUUAUGAGCAAGAAAUGGUGAUACACAUGGAAGAGAUGAAAUCAUUAGAACUCUCCAUGGAGACUAAAUACUCUUCCCGAGGGUUAGAAGUUCCUUUAGAAAUUCAGGAACAUUUCACAGAUCUGCAUUCUGCUGAGUCCACAGCCAGAGCAGCAGUUCGGUACAUAGAAGAGGAGCUGCUCCAUCUGAAGGAAGACAGAGAGAUGUUCAGAACUGUGCUCAUCAGAGUCACAACAUGGUUCCAACAGACUGACAUGAAGCUACAAGAAGAUAUUCUCAGCAUUGAGGAGGCACAACUUGCUCAUCAGGUUCUUGUGUCAGAACUCGAUGACGUUAAAACCAACCUUGACUUGCUGAGAAGAAAGGGCGGGGCCAUCAUUUGCCACAGUUUGGACUUUGAAGAGAAACACGAAGUUCAGCAAAGUCUAGCAGACGUGAACAGGCAGUGGCUGACAUUACAGGCCAGUAUUGUCGAGCAAUCACAGAAGCUGACAGAUGCUGCUGAUUUGUCUCAUGCCAUUGAUGACCUUGCACAAGGAAUCAGAGAAUGGGUGGAGGAAGCAGAGGAGCUAGUCACUGCAGAAGUGAGAUGGUCAAACACUGACCAGUUGAAAGAUCAGCUUAGAAUUUAUAGGCGGGUGUUUAAGGAGUUAGACUCGAACCAAGACAAGGUGAUUGCCUUGAAUGCUAUGGUCAAGCAGCUGCAUCAGGUCUGUGAAUCACCUAACAAAAUGGUUGUAGUCAAUGACCUUAAAGAUAGAGUCAGCACUGUCCAGACUCGAACAGAAGAUAACAUGGUCAUUCUAGAAGAUGCCAACAAGAAAGUGGAGCAGUUUGAAAAGGAAAUCAAUGAACUGAUGAAAUGGCUGGAACAGACCAGGUCCAGGCUGACCAUGAGGGACACUACAACUGACCUGCACAAUCAACUAGCCAUACAGGAGCAACUGUACGAUGAGGUACUUAAAAACAAAGCUCACGCAGAGGAAGUUGUGUCCCAGAACCCUGAUGCUAGCUUUGGGCAGAUCUUGGGGGAUGCUUCCGGGGAGAUCACUCUCACGCCCGCUGCACGCCUGAUGUCAGAGAUGGCGCUGCUCGAGACGGCCACGAAGGAGCAGAUGGAGAGCUUGCAGCUGGCUGUGGCUCACAAGGAGCACUACGACAAGCAGGUGACGCUCCUGAACAAAGGGAUAGCCGAGGCCCAGCAGAAGCUGAACGCUUCGCCGGAGAGUGCUAGCAGUGUGAGUGUCUUGAAGAAACAGAUGCAGGAAAGAAACACUCUUGCCGCGCAGAUCAAGAAAGCCCAGGCCAUAGUGAGCGAGGUUCAGGAGAUGAGCCGCCAGCUGAUACUGGACAGCGCCAUGCUCAGCCCCAACGUAUUCCGAAAGCACUAUCUCCCAGAGUCCGCCUACACUGACUUUUUCACUGCCACAGCACAGCACCAACGGGGGAGCUCGUCACUUCCCCCCUUUAGCAACCUGUUCUAUGACUCACUGCCCAGCUUUGGCGAUGAUAUUCCAUUGAUAUUGGAAGCUAUCCACCCAACCACUUCGGAGUCGUCACUACCGGAUCCGAAAUCCGGGGAGCAUGCGCAGUACGCACCAUCCGAUGAUGUUAGCGACCUUGACUUUGUUUUACCAAAGAAAAUCCCGCCUCCAAAAACGGAUAGCAUUCCGAGGCCCACUUGGAGUGAGUGCAUACCAGCUAAAUCUGAUCCCACAUCUGAUCGGUCCGGUAGUUACACACUUUCUCGAUCGUUGGACAGCCCUGUGGCCACCACAGGCUCCUUUGAAUUGUCCUCUUCUACAGCCACACAGCCACCAAAAGACACCUCUCUCUCGGGCAGCAUCGUUUCCUCCAAGGUCAAUGCUCCCUAUUCUUCUGUGUUUACUGAUGCAGGACCUGAUGCGACUGUCUCCAGUGUUGACAGCGGGAUGGACUCAAUGGUGAGUUCUCUAGCUGACAAAUUGACCUCCUCUAUCCACUUGUCAGACCGUCCUCCAACGGGAGGCACCCCAACAGAAAUAUUGAGGAUGCUGGGCCCGUACGAGUUGACAUCUGGUACAAAAUUGGAAAAUGAAGAAUCAGAUUUGGAGACCUCCUGGGAAACUCUUCGCCAACAGAGUCAUUCUAAAGAGAGGGAGCUGCAAGAGACUGUCCAGAGACAAGAGAACUUCCAACAACUGGUUCAGAAUGUCACAACCAAAAUGGAGAAAUUGAACAUAAAACUGGCACAGAGUCCAGCUUCAGUAGCUUCAUCUUUAGAAAACCAAAUAUCUGAUUAUGAGGAAAAUUUAAAAGAAAUUGAGAGCAUUCAGGGAGACAUAACUCAAGUAAGAGAAUGGGGAGAGCAGCUGAUUAACUCCCCUGACUCUGAAGGUUCCAAAGCUAUGGAGGCUACACUGACCAUGUUACAAGAUAGAUUUAAUAAUCUUCAGUUACAGGCUGAAGAAAGGGGAAGGCAACUACAGGAUGCCCAAAGAGUCCAAGAGAAUCAUGCUGCUACAAAGAAGGUUUACAAGAAAAACAUCAGAGAUCUACAGGAGUGGGUCACUGAAAUGAAAAUUAGACAAGACACAUUGACUCUGAUAUCUGAUGACCCAGAGUAUCUUAGGACUUUGAUAGAUGAUAAUAAGGAGAUACAAGAAGAAAUAAACAACCGACUUUGUCAAUUGUCAGACCUGGCACUUCAGUGUGAUAUUGUCUGUCAGAAUGAAAAAGAUGAGUCAGCAGAAAAGCUUAGAAUGCAACUAGCAGAUCUUCAGAAUGAUCUGGGCCAAUUCAAGUUGAUGGUGAUUGAGAAGCAGGGUGAACUUAGUUCAGAGUUGAAGGACAUUGAGAAAAGAAAACAAGAAAUGGAGGACCAUGAGGCAUCUGUUCAAAGGAUGCAGAAACUAAUGGCUGAUUCAAAGCUGAUCACCAGUCAAAAUAUGCCUCUGCCUGAAUCCGAUAAGGAGAUAUACCAGGAACUUGUUACUGAUAUCAUAGCCCACAAAGAUCUGGUCCAGCAAAUUUCUGACCACCAGACUCGACCAGGGUCAUCAAGUGCAGCCAAUGUCACAGAGUGGGAGAUGAGAGAAGCUUGGCUUCAGCUAGGUCAAGAACAGAGGGACAAGAUGUCAAGUUUACAAACAGCAUUAAAAACAAAAAGUGGUGCACUCAGUACAUCAGCAUAUGGAUCAUCUGUGCAUCGUCAGUUUAUCAGCCAGUUUGACAAAGUGAUGGAGAGUCUGCAUCAAGCCAGCAGGGAAUGUAACACUUUACUCAAGACUAAAGACUUGCAGUCACAUGAUGCCAUGGCAUUUCAGCAACAGUACCAGUCUGUCUUACAAGAUAUUUCAAGCCUGCUUGACCUGGCUCAGGAGAAACUGUUUUCAAUUCCAUCUUCUGAAGAUUCAGUCAAAGAAAAUGAGAAUUUUCAGAAGCAAUUAAAGUCUCUACAGCAGCAAAUGACUUCAAUAGCUGGUGAGACAGAAACAUUGUUCAGAACAACCAGUUGCUCAAAUAGUGAUGCCAUGCAGAUGUCCAUUAAGACACUCACAGAAAGGAUCAAGUUACUGGCUGCCGCAGCAGAGUCACAAGGCUCAGAGCUGUUCAGCGCUGACAGGAAGUGGAAACAGUACCAGAUGGAUGUUGGGGAACUAAAGAGACGUCUGCUAGAAACACAGGAGCUUGUUUUACAGCCAAUGUCUUCAUUGACUCUAGAGCAACUUGUAGAAAAUAACCAGAAAAUUGAAAGGGAACUGAUUAAAUGUGAACAAGAGCUGAAAGAACUAAAGGUCAAAGAGUCCAGUUUAACUUAUCCUAAAGGAGCUUAUUUGUCAGAUCUCUCAGCAUUACAGUCUAAUUUUAUUGAGAUUCAUAGACGGGCUAUGGAGAGAAGGUCCACUGUCCAAAUGUCUAUUUCCUUUCAUGAUCAGUAUCAAAAGAUGUUAAAAGAUUAUGAAACAUUUUUAGAAACAGCUGAGAUCAAGUUAAAGUCAGAUUCCAUCACUGCCAGAUAUUUAGGUCAUCUAAAUCAGCAGUUACUUGCCCAUAAGGAUUUCUUCAGCGAUCUAGAAGCCAAUAAGGCAAUGCUAGAUUCCUUGGCCAAUCAAUGUGAUGAAUAUACAAAGUCAUCUCUACAGCACAAACUAUCAACCUUAAUUAACCUUACAUCUGUGUUGGUGGAUAAAGCCAGUUUACAGGGGCAGAGGCUAGAGAGACUGGUCAAAGAUUGGACAGAUUGUGAUGACAAGUUGAAAAAAGUUCAGAAAAAACUGCAGGCUAUAGAGUUUAAUAAACCAAAGCAUAUCAACUGUGCAGAUUCCUUGACAACUAUACAAAGCAAACUUAGCAGAUUCAAAAGUCUACAGCUGGAGCUGACUGGAGAAAGAAAUAUUGUCUAUGAAGUAGUGGAGAGAGGAAAGGUCAUCCUACAUAGUGUCAAUUGUCCCAGUCUGGAGUCAGACAUCACUGAUUUGGCUGAGAAAUGGGUUGCAUUGAACACUGAACUAACUAAUGAAAUGAAGAGAACUGAAAUUCUUGGAGACCAGUUGUCUGCCUUUGAAACCGAGGCAGCACUUCUCUCAUCAUGGCUGACUACUGCUAAAAUGAAACUAACCAGCUUUAGGCAGUUGUCCCUAAAUGAGUUGGAGACUAUAGCAGCAGUAAGAAAUAAAGUAGAGAAGGUGUUGGAAUUCCGUAAAGAAAUAGAAAAUCAACUUCCUUUGAAAAAUCGAGUGCUGGAAGUUGGCAACAAACUACUUCAAAACAAAAACUAUGACACCCGAGGCUUGUCUGACAGGUUAAGUAACUUUGAAGACGAAUGGAAACAUCUGGAGCUAGGUGUAUCAAAUCUGGAGAGAAUCUUGUUUGAAAGACAAAUGGAGUUGAUGCCGUCACGCCAAACACUCAUGGAGCUGACUGCAUGGAUUAAUAAAAUCAAGAAAUCUCUCGCCAAGGAUGCUCAGAAGAAGGUUGAAACUAUCUCUGAUAUUGAGUUGAUGAUACAAAAAUAUAAGGAUUAUAAAAUUGAGCUAACAAGUCGCCAGAUGCCAGUAGAUUUUGUCAACCAGCAAAUUUUAGCUCCACAGCCAGAUGAAAUCAAUGUACCACAUGAGAAACUUGAAUUUGCAGAAAAACUUGGCCACUUGAAUAGGAAGUGGAAAGAAGUGCUUCAAAAUGUGAAUGAUAGAUUAAAUACACUGAAGACACUUUAUGGCAAGUGGGAGGAGUUUGAACAAUCUCUGAAAAGACUUCAAACAUGGUUUACUGAACAAGAGGAUACAAUCAGACGCUAUAAGCUGAUUGGCCAUGAAGUAGGUGUCAAACAGACCUUAAGAGACCUUAAGUCUAUUCAGCAUCAACUGAAGCUGAAGUCAGAGGAUAUAAAGAGUCUGCAAGUACUUGGAAACAAUUUGAUUGACAUCAGCCAUGAAUCUCCUGGCUGCCAACAGUCAGUACGAGACAGUUUGUUGAGAAUUGAACAGAAUUGGACAAGGUUGGAUAACCAAGUGAAACAAAUGGAAGAUCUACUGUCAGAGAUGACAGACCAAUGGAGCACUUACCAUGCUGAUCUAGCCAGCCUGAACAUCUUACUUACUCAAACAGAAUACUCACUCAAUCAAUAUAAUCUGGUUGCUGGGGAUAUUGGUUCUCUUAGGUCCCAAGUGGCUAGACUACAGAUUUUGGAAAAGGAAUUCAACUUAAAUACAGAAAGACUCAACAGAUUCACCAUUUUGUCUGAACAACUGAAAUGUGUUUGUGAGCCUGAUGUGCAGGCAGACAUUCAGAGAACUGUGUCUGACCUUCAGGAUCGAUGGAAGCAGUUAAGUUCGGAUCUGACUGAGCGUUGCUACAAGUUAAAGCAGUGUCUCAGCCAAUGGGAGAACUUGGAAAGUCAAUACCGCAAGAUUCAAUGUUGGCUUGAUAUGAAGGAAUCUGAAUGCAGUGACAAGUUGCUAUUGAGAGACAAUCCAACAAGGCAACAAGCUUCUCUAAAUAAAAUUAAAGAAAUCCAAUCUGAACUGGAUAAUUACCAAUCUCAGAUGUCCAGUCUGUAUCAUUUCACUGACCUAAUCACCAAAUAUCUCAGUCCAUCUACGCUAUCAGUGAUUACAUCCAGGAACACUGCGUUAGAACAGAGAAUGUUGGGACUGAGGAAACAGCUGACUCAGCAGAUGUCUGCUCUCACUGAAGAUUUAUCUCAACUGAGUAGAUUCAGUAAAGCUUUUGAGGCUGUACAAAAGUUCCUAAGCACAGCAGAGGCAGUACUUAGACCUGAGGAUCCUGACAGAUCAGCUGAGGAAGAUGUGUUGAAACAAAGACAGACCACUUUGAGUGAACUUCUCUCAUCUUUUAUAAUUCACUACAACAAACUGGAUGCAGUCAAUGAUCUUGGAUAUCGCUUGGCAUUGAAUGACUUUGAUGCAACACGUUUGAAAGAACUGAACCACAAAUGGCAGAGACUAUAUGGAGAAACUAAUGACAGAUGCAGAAAACUUCAAGAACAUCUCCUGGUCCAACAGGACUUCAGUGCCAAGUGCCAGACCUGGAUGACAUUCUUGGCACAGACUGAGAAAGACCUGGCUAGAGAGCUGAAAGGAAAUCUAAAUGAUCUUAAAGAUCAGUUACGUCACUUUGAGCACUUUGAAAGUGAAGCCUACAGCCACCAACAAGUUUUAUAUGCCAUUAUAAGUGAUGGCAUGAGGAUGAUGAGAGCAGGGGAGGUGGAAGACAGAGAAGAGUUCCAAAAGAAGCUUAACCUGCUGUCUGACCAAUGGCAGAGUGUUUCCAGGCGAGUUCACCAAAGGAGAGUUCUGAUUGAAGAAUUGAUUAACCAUUGGAAUCAGUUGUACAUUCUCAGCAGGCAGCUGAAGGAAUGGCUGCAAGAGAAGGAAGACAACUUGAAGGCCUGUGAAUAUGAAAGUGACUCUCUACAUGUCAUACGAACACUGAUUGACAAAGUCAAGACCACACAGCGUGAGCUUACAAUGCAAGAAGCAACCUAUAACAAAAUUCAAGAACUAGGUGCAAUUGUAUUGCAAUAUGCUGAUCUGACUGAAGCUGAAACUGUGCAGGAAAUACUUUCUGAUCUCCAAAAUCGUUGGUUGAGAAUAUUUGGCCAACUAGGUGAGCACAAGUCUAGAUUUGAAGUGGUGAACAAACAAUGGCUGCACUGUGAGAAUGACAUUGAUGAACUUCUGCUUUGGCUCAAGGACAUUAGACUGGUUGUGCAGAGUGAUCUCCCCACAACAUAUGAAGAAAUACAAAAAGAGCUAAACAUAUGCAGGGACAUAUCAAUGGACUUUUCCAACUCUGAAGGCAAACGCCAGGAUCUGAUCAUGAAAGAAAGACAGUUGAGUAAACUGAUACAAACAGAAGAUAUGAAUAUUCUCAGACAAAGAAUUAGUCUGCUUAACAAACAGUGGGAGGAGCUACAGCAGCAGACACAGCUGAGGGAACAAAGACUCUCUGAGGCUCUUUACAGAUGGACCAAUGUUAACCAAGACAUUCAGUCUCUCACUGAAUGGAUUGAUGCUAUGGCAAUGAAAAUCACAUCAACUCAAGACAUUCAAGUAGAAGAGCUGUUGAAUAAACUAGAAAAGGAUUACAAAGAGGCAAUGGAAAAGAAGGAAGUUGAAAAGAAUGAAAUAGUCUCCAAAGGAAAACAUCUGAUCAGAAUCAGCAGUGAAAUACGUGCCUCAGACAUUGAACAAAAGGUUCUGAGAUUAGAGGAGAAAUGGGAACACUUGCAAUCACUCAUGGACUUUAGACACAGAAAGCUUAAAGAAACAGUUUUGGCGGUAAAACAACUGGAUGCAAGUAUGAAAAACUUGAGCCAAUGGCUUUCCAGUGUAGAGCAAGAACUCAGUUGUGGACUAGCUUAUAAGGAAACUAACCUAAGAGAGAUACAGAUCAAGUUGGAAGCUAAUGAGGAUCUCCAAAAAGAAAUAGAAAGUCAUGGAACUGGAGUGUCUGCUGUCUUGAACUUGUGUGAAGUGCUACUUCAUGACACAGAUGCAUGUCCUACAGAAACAGAAUUCAUGGCACUACAACAUGCCAGAAAGAACUUGGAAAAAAGAUGGAGAAAUAUUUGUACCCUGUCACCACAGAGAAGGACCAGAUUGGAAGAAACCUGGCAGAUGUGGGAGAAGUUUCAAAAUGACUGUCAGAGAUUUUCUGAUUGGUUAACACAAGCUGAAAGAGAUGUUAGAGAUUCUGAGUUGGAGAUUCCAAAUGUUAGAGUGGCUAAAGUGGAAAUAAUGAAAUAUGAGAAUCUACAAAGAAAUGUUCUUGAUCACCUUGGUGACCUGGAACAAAUCAACCGCCACUACUGUCAGCUGGCUAAAGAAGGUCGAACUGACAUGGAUGGAUCUCUGAAAGUAAAGAUGACAGACUUGAAUAACAGAUGGGACCUGCUACAGCAGAGAGUUACAGAGAUCAUGAAGAAAUUGAAAAAUUCAGCCAAUAUCUUAGAAGACUUUGAAACUACUAGAAGCUCUCUGAUGACUUGGCUAAGGCAGGUGGAGUUACAACUGACUGAAAUAGAAGACAUUACAAACUUAGACUUAGAAGGGAAAGUGACUCAGCUCAGAAAUAUUGAAGAUGAGAUUCACACAAGACGCUAUCGAAUGGAGUACCUUGACCAGGCGGCAUUGUAUUUGAUUCAGAAGGGAGACAGCCAUCAGGCACUGAGAGUGCAAGGAGAGCUUGAGGAGUAUAAAACAUUAUCCAAAAGAAUCUUAGAGAGGGUGGUCACCAACAAACUCAGGAUUGAACGGUUACUUGUAGCUCAGGGAGACAUUUACUUUGACAUCAAAAACCAAAGCUACUAUACCAUCUCAUCAGAGGCAAAUAGUCGUAGCAUCAGAGAUGCUCCUACAACAUUAGAGGCAAAGCCACAAGCAGAAAAUCUAACUAGAUAUCCACUAAGUUCAUCACCAGAAGUAAAAUACAGGUCCAGCCCUUCACCUAGCAGAGUCACACAGUCAUCUGGUCGCCACUCCAGCUCACCCAACAGGGGAAAUACAAUGCAAAAGUCACACUCACCUUCCAGGUGGAUCGAUUCUUCAGCUCAAAGGUCACAGUCUCCAUCUCCCAUUAGGUCAAGGUCACCUGCCAAGAGCUCUGUUGCACUGUCUUCUCACAGGUCAUCGCCAUCUCCUCAUAGGCUUUCACCAUCUCAAAGAACUGUUUCUCCUUUAUCUGAGAGAAGAAGAUUGUCUCCAAGCCCACAGAGAACAACACCUAGGCAGUCAAGGUCCCAUGGUGUCAGUGAUGUGACUGAUGGUAGAGCCUCACCUCACUUUGACCUCACAAGACUGGAAAGAAUCACAAAGAUAGAAGUGUUGCUAGAGGAGCUUGUAGACUGCAUCAGUGACUGCAACAAUCGAUUGAUGGAACUGGAAACUUUAAUGGGAACAAGAGGAGACUCAGAACAACUGGUCCAACAACUGGUAGAGUGUGAAGUUUCUGUCAGUAAAAUGGACAGUCUCUACAGAUUACUGAAAACUGAAACAGGACAAGAGUUACUGGGCAGUGUAGAGGAUGAAGUGAAGUUAAUCUAUCAGAAAUGGCAAAAGCUAAAAAUGUCUGCCAGUGAACAUAACUACAGAAACUCCCAAGAUUUGGCUCAGUUUAGUAACAAUCUGGACAAGAUGGCAGUUUGGUUGGAUGAAGCUGAAGCUCUACUUGCAACACAGAGACCACUUCCUGUUGACAUUGAUCAGUUAAAUCUUGUCAUCAGGCAGUUUACUGAUUUCAUGGCACAAUUAGAGUCGAAAAAGUUGUUGAUCUCUUCCAUUAACAUUAUGAGCAGUGGUUACCUUCUUGCCAAUGAUAAGACCACACGCCAACUCAAGAAGCAGCUACAGGACAUAAACAGAAGAUGGGAUUGUGUUUGUCUCACAGCCUCAGACAUGGAGAAAGAUCUGCAGAUUUCCCUGAUUCAAUGCCAAGAGUUCCACCACAACAUCCAUGACUAUAUCUUGUGGCUGGAUGACUUAGAGAGACAAGUACACUAUUGUGAACCUAUUAGUUCUGGAGAUGAACAAAAGUUAAUUGAAAAAUAUCAAAUACUUUUGGAUGUCUAUGAAGACUUGCAGAGCAAGCAAUCUAAAAUUUAUUUCCUCAAAGAAACUGCAGACAAACUUUUGCUGAGCACCUCUACACCUGAGAUGGCCAGCACCCGAGACAAAACUCACAUCAUUGGACACCGAAUGAGAUCUUUGACCAAUCUGGUGUCUUCAUACAUAGCUGGCCUGGAGAAAAAACUACAGUUGCUAAAAGCCAAACAAAAACUUGCAUAUAAUAAAGCUGAGGUAGACUCCUCUGGAUUUAGAACAGAACCACUGGCUUCCUUACAAAUGAAAGCAACAAAAAUGAAACCCAGAAAAAAAUCACCUAUUGCAAUUACCAGAAAGCCCUUAAAAGGAGUUACUGGCCCUUUGCUUCAUACCAGCCCAAAGGAUAAAGACAAUUUGAGCCCUAUAGAACUUGAAUCUCAUGCACAAGUCAUUACUCCUUCUAGAAUCCGUCCAUACUGGCUGUGGCGAGUACUGCGUGCUGCAAUACCUUUCAUACUGCUGCUAUUUUUGUUCCUUUUGUUUGCCUGUCUCAUUCCCUAUUGUGAAGAUGAAUACAGCUGCUUGCACAGUAACAAUUUACGCAAUUCUUUUACACCCAUGCUAAGUUACAGGGAUGGUGCCCCACCCACCUAACUUUUUAAUUGUUUUCACUUUAGAAAUUAGUUCUAUUCCUUACUGUUGAAUUUUAAAAUGUUGUGUGACCAGUCACAUUUUUUUUGGUGCUAAACAAGUAGCCAGAUAAUUGUCCACAUUGAUAUUAGAUUUAGAACAUGGUCUUUCUCAUAAUAGGCCAUACAGUGCUAGACAUUAACACACAUUCACAUUCCAUGGUUCACUGAUGUGCAGGCAGCUGUUGAGGUUCAUUUUUUUCUCCACUCUGUUUAGUAUAUCCCAACUCUACUACAUCAUUUUUCCCUAUCAGCCAAUAAAUGGGAAAAUGUGUUUUGGAAAGGAUGUACAUAAGGUUGCUAAAAUGUCUAAUAAAUAUUGAUUGGAAUGUAUAAGCAUUCUAAAAAAAGUGAUUCUUUAAAGUAGCAGAAUCUGAGUUGUCUGCGUCUUUUAAUCUCAACCUGGUCAUUGACCUUGUAUGAUGUGUUUGUAGUAUACUGAAUGAGCUGUGAUAUAGUGCCUAGCAGGGGUGCUUGUAAAUUAACUGUAAUAUAUUCAUUGUGUUUCAUUGUAACAUGUUUUAUAUACCGGUAUUAAAGUUGUGCAUGAAUAGAUCCUUCCUUUAUAUUUUUUAGAAUCCAUGAAUCUAGCAAUCUUUACUGUAAUUAUUCUAUUUACACAUAUAUUUUACAUUCUAAAUGACUUUGUCUUUAUGUCCGUAUUGAUGUACAUGUAUUGAAGAAAAUUUGAGUUGUAAUGAUUGUGUAGCAAAGUUUAUAUUUCACAUGUGAAUUUAUUCCGUGCCACAAUGUUUGUUUAUAGCUUCAACAUUAACCAAGUCAGAGACUCUUGUAUUUAUUAUAUCAAGACUUUACAAAUUAUAUACAACAUUAUUGUCAUACUCACUAUAAUAAAAUACAUUUGUACAAAUACUGUCA
Molecule: messenger RNA, 33862 nt
Organism: Biomphalaria glabrata
Lineage: Eukaryota; Metazoa; Mollusca; Gastropoda; Planorbidae
Product: muscle-specific protein 300 kDa-like
Exons: 176
Coding region: 426-32948 (10840 amino acids)
Biological process (GO): nuclear migration
Cellular component (GO): nuclear outer membrane; meiotic nuclear membrane microtubule tethering complex; cytoplasm
Molecular function (GO): actin filament binding
Source: RefSeq, a predicted model, not a curated record